Molecule: messenger RNA, 1474 nt
Organism: Daktulosphaira vitifoliae (grape phylloxera)
Lineage: Eukaryota; Metazoa; Arthropoda; Insecta; Hemiptera; Phylloxeridae
Product: YEATS domain-containing protein 2-like
Exons: 3
Coding region: 426-1223 (265 amino acids)
Biological process (GO): chromatin remodeling; regulation of transcription by RNA polymerase II
Cellular component (GO): NuA4 histone acetyltransferase complex
Molecular function (GO): histone binding
Source: RefSeq, a predicted model, not a curated record
GUAAAUUAUAUUGUGUUUGGUUAUAGUAAAUUUACCUGAAAACAGUCUCACAAAUUUUUAAAUAAUUAAUAAUGCAAAAUGUUAAUAUCACUGUAAUUUUUAAUCAGAAGAUAUAGUUUUCAGUCAUAUUAAAAAGAAUGGUUGUACAUACAUUUGAUGACUUGUCACAAAAUUGCUAAUCAAAAGAUUAAAUUUGGAAAAUGGAAUUGAAAUAGACAAAAUAGAUAUGUUUUAAGCAGUUGGCGUGGGUUAUUAUUUAUAACCUACACUUAAGACUUGGUUCUGUAUCUAACAGUAGUUUUUAAGUUUAUCUUCUUUUUGAUACCACUGACGAAAAUUGUGAAAGUAAUGUCAUUGUUCCUUCAUGCAGAAGUUACUUAUAUGUAGUAACUUGUAAAAUUAUUAGUUAGUUUGAUUGCUAUAAAAUGACUUCAAUUAGAGAUGCUUUAGAAAAAUUGAAUCCAGAUCAAGUGACAAAAAUUUGUAAUGGUCUUCAAGAUGAUUUGAAUUUAGAGCUGAAUAAAUCAAAACAAACUCUUGAUGAAAUUGAUAAAAAUAUUUAUUCUUGUAUUAGUCAACUAAAGAAACUUCGUAGAUGUAUUGUAAUUUCACACUUUGCUAACAUGAAAAAUAAUGAAAAUGGCCAAAAAAAUCGACAGAGAGAUGCUAUUUUAAAAAACUUGGAGUGUGAAGAUGAAGCAAAAGACUUAAGUUUAUUUAUGAAGAAUCUUAAUAAUAUGCCAUCAACUUCAAAAAUUAUUUCAGAACCUGCUAGUAAUAUUGAAUUUAUUAGUAAAUCAAUUAAUAAUCCAGUUCCAUCAAUUAAUUUUUCCCCGCCAAAUGGGCUUAUUGAUUUGGCUUUUGUCAUUGGAAACACUGUAAAGGUUAGUGAUUCCGAGAAUGCAAUGAAGUACAAAUGGACAGUGUAUGUUCGAAAUAUUGAAGAGAGUUCAGAUAAUUUGAUUUAUAUUGAAAAAGUGAGAUAUUUCUUACAUGAAUCAUAUGAACCAAACCAUAUUGUUGAUGUUAUUCAAAAACCAUUCUCUUUAACUAGGCAUGGAUGGGGUGAAUUUGUUAUUCGCUUACGUUUGUACUUUAAGGGUAACAUGAAUGUUCAAACAGAUGUGUAUCAUAAACUAAGUCUAGAUAAAGGUUUAGUAAGUAGUAUUCCUAUGGUUGCUAAAGAACAAACUGUCAAGUACAAAUUACUACUACAUAAAUAGAUUUGUAGUUUAUAUCUUAUUUCAAGGAAUCAUCAAUACAUUAUUGUCUUACUAAAGGUAUGAAGUAUAACUUUAAUAUUAAUAUUAUUUAAUAUUUUUAGAUAAUUUUUUUUUUUAAUUUUUGUACUUAAUUUUUUUUUAUUUGACUUUGUACCUUAUGUUGUAUUCUGUUUUAUUUAUACAUAUGCAAAUUGAAAAUAUAUCGAAUAAUAUUUAAAUUUGUAUGUAUACAUUAUUUCAUAAACAAUAUU